Molecule: messenger RNA, 2226 nt
Organism: Funneliformis geosporum
Lineage: Eukaryota; Fungi; Glomeromycota; Glomeromycetes; Glomerales; Glomeraceae
Source: the annotation of a GenBank genome assembly
AUGAAAGCAUUGGAAUUAGCGAUCUAUUCGCUUCCCGAAAGUUCCCUUUUCAAUAUAAUAUCACAAAACACAUAUCUUUUUCCCAAUAAGAGUCAACAAUACUCGCAAAAAACGUUUGAUGCGGCUAUUGAAUUCUUACAAUCUCAACAAAUUAAUUCUAAUGAAUUCAAUUUACAAUCUACGCUUCAAUCAAUAUUCGGCACAUUAUCAAACGUUCCUACAAAAAUAUUUUACAUAACGAAUUCUUAUUCAAUUAUACACCAAUUUGAACAACUUGUAGAACUGUUUCGACAGCAAAGAACAGUCAAUGACGAAUCAAAUUUUUUUACGUUAUUUAUUGGAGAUGAUAAUAGCAAUGAUAUUUGUAAUUGUUUUGAAUUUUUAACCAAAUUAGGAAAGGGCUAUUCAACGUUUGCUAAAUGUGAUGACGCAUAUGAGAUAAAGAUAAUUUCAAUCGUGAAAAAUUCUUUGGAAAUCCCUUUAAUCAAUUACGAAUUUCAUCAUUUGGAAGAUUCAGAAAAUAUUGAUGUAGAAUUAAUAGAUUAUAAUAAAGAAGUACUAGAUGAUGUUGAAGGUAACACUGAAGAAUCUAGUCAUAAUCUUGAUGAUUCCAUUUAUAUCAUUCCUAAUAAUGAAGAUUAUGAAGAAAAUCAUGAAGAAUCUAGUCAACAACUUGAUAGUUCCAUUUACAUCAUUCCUAAUAUAUCUCAUAAUAAUAACCACCAGACACUUAAAUUUCAACAAGCUCCUACGGAAAUUCCUUUAAUUUAUAAUAAACAAAACUCUGUAGUUUAUUUCCUUUUAGAUAAAGGAAUUAAACCUUCUAAAAAGAUUUCUGUUAUGGCACAAUCUCAACAAGGUUUAGUUCAGUUUCAUGUGUCGUUAGAUCCACGUGCUCUAAAUUUCAAAUUUAUUCAUACCUUGGCCGCAAAGAAAUUCAUUGAAGAAAAUGAUCCAAUCCAAGGGAAACCUUUUAUUGGUUCAAAUCCAAAGAUCAAGGAUCAGGUUAUAUCAUUAGGUAAAAUGUAUAAUAUAAUUUCAACUUACACAAGUUUUUUGGCCAUUCAUAAACGGGAAAAAUCAUCAACCUCAAAAGAAUUUAUCAAUAAACCCAUUUCAAUCUUUCAUCAUCGCAAACCAAAUUACAAUUCAUCCACAUAUUUUAAUUUUAAAGAUUUCACGAAAAGGCUUAUUCCACCUUCUAAUACAUCGACAUCAACGUCAUCCGAAUUAAAUGAUUUAAAUGAUUUAAAUAUAAAUUCCGGUUCAUUAUCAAGAUAUACCGACAAUUUAACAUCUAUCACUUCAAACCUACUUUCGAAUCCAGUAUUGUUUGUAAAAGAUGGUGUAGAUGAAGUAAUGAAUAAAUAUUCAUAUGAAACGUUAACGUUAGGUAUAAGGCACAAACAUCCGAUUUAUUAUUUAGGUAAUGGAAUGGUUACUUAUGGUUCUGCGGUGUAUCAGGUUGUGAGAAAAUUUGAACGUUUUCCCAUUUUUGGUGGAUUAUUUGUUAAACCUGUGGUAAGGUUUAUUGAUGAUUCUGUUAUAAACAAGACAAGGGAAGAAUUAAGUUUUGAGGAUUUUGAUAAACAUUUUAAAGAGAAUAUUUUUGAAUCAAAUGAAGAAAUGCCUUUUGAUUUACCAAAACAAUGGAACACUUACGAUUCAAACCAUGGCUUACAAGUAAUUGAUGACGAGAAAUUAAAAAUUUUAUAUAUAGGAGCCGGUCGAAAUGACGGCGAUGCAGCAUCAAUUCGAACAAAUAACUCGAUACCGAUUGAAGUCGGUUUAUAUUAUUUUGAAGUCUGUAUAACGGACGCGGGUGAAUCAGGAUUUAUUGGUAUAGGAUUUGGUGUUCAUAAUGCGUUCCUUUCGAAAUUACCGGGAUGGGAGCCAAAUACUUUUGGUUACCAUGGUGAUGACGGAAAGAAAUUUCGGUCAUCAUCAACUAUGGGAUAUAUUUAUGGUCCAUCUUUCACAACUGGUGAUACAAUUGGUUGCGGAAUAAAUUUUUUUAGUCAAACUGCUUUUUACACAAAGAAUGGGAUUUGGUUAGGAAAUGCAUUUGAUGACAUUACCCCCGGCGAUUAUUAUCCUAUGAUCGGUUUGCGUACAAGGGGUGAAUGCGUUGAAGCAAAUUUUGGUGAAAGACCAUUUUUAUUUGAAAUCGAAACUUACGCAAAGGUAAUAUUAAAAAAUGUCGAAAAAAAAAAAGCAGAAGCGUAA